AAGAACCUAUAGUGGUAACUAAUAAUUCGCAACUCCAAAAAUAAUUUUCAAUUCAAACUAAAAUGAAAGUUAUUCUGUUAUUUUGUUUGGUGCUUUGUGUGGCAAUUACAAUGGCUAUGCCCUCAAAGAUCUCAACUACUUACAAUGAUAAUUAUCCUGUCUUAAAAGCUGACUUCAAAAACUUCAAUCCGGACAAUAUUUAUAUAAGAAUUCUUAUGGACUUGGACAAUAGAAUCAGAAAUUUUAUGUUUUCAAACACUUUUGAAAACGUUCUGACUCAGCUUCAAAGCAAAUGUGUUUCUCCGAAAUGUGACUUAAAAAAGCUGCUUUGGUAUAUGUCUGCUAUGCACGACAAUUUAGCUUCCUUGGACGAAGACAGCUGGAACAGUAACAAAGUGAAAAAGAAUUUUGAUGAAAUCGACAAAACCUCCCCCUCUUUUAGCACUCUGAACCAACUGAUUUAAUAAAAUACUCAAACAUGUGCAACACAGGAUAUCUGGGGUACUAUCACUGGAAACUCAUAACGCAUUUGUUAGUAUUUAAAAUUUCUAAGAAUGUAAGGCGACUGCAAAAUAAAUCAUUUUGUUAAAUGUCUGUAUGUCUGUACUUAUAAAUGAUUUAAUGGUACCUUUUUAUAGUAAGCUACAACUGUAAUUAAACCAUAGAGCAAAUACUAU
Anastrepha obliqua is the source of this 677-nucleotide messenger RNA. RefSeq lists its product as uncharacterized. The record is from RefSeq and is a predicted model, not a curated record. NCBI's taxonomy places the organism in Eukaryota, Metazoa, Arthropoda, Insecta, Diptera, Tephritidae. The transcript is spliced from 4 exons. The coding region runs from base 63 to 464 and encodes 133 amino acids.